Ictidomys tridecemlineatus (thirteen-lined ground squirrel) is the source of this 2216-nucleotide messenger RNA. The record is from RefSeq and is a predicted model, not a curated record. Lineage: Eukaryota; Metazoa; Chordata; Mammalia; Rodentia; Sciuridae.
CAGUGCGCAGGCGCAGGCUGCCCGCCUCGCUUGGAGUCGGCUUAUUAAAUGCGCACGCGCAGCGGUCUCCGGCAGAAAACUGGCGAGCCUGGGCCGGCGCGGGGCCUUGUGGGAGGGCUUAAGGAAGUAAAAUGGCGGACCUGGCGAACGAAGAAAAGCCUGCCAUUGCUCCGCCCGUCUUUGUGUUUCAGAAGGAUAAAGGACAAAAGUCCUAAAGAGGAGUCAUGGCGGCAUUUCCUCACUGGAGGUUCCAGCAGCACCUGGAAGGUUCCCCAGGAGGAAGACUCCUGCAUCGUCCCUCCCAGGACCAAGAGGCCACCGCUUUCCUGUGAGCAGGUUCUUAGAAGAGACUCGGGGCAUGGAUUUGAGGGUCUCCUGAGGUCGGGCCAGGGAGCAUCUGAGUUUUAUCUGACGAGGCACCCUUUCUUCUCAGGGUCACCAAAGCAGAGGUCAGCUGGAGGCUCCAGUCCUGAAGCAGGAGAAGAUUCUGACCGAGAAGAUGGAAACUACUGCCCUCCUGUCAAGCGAGAAAGAACGUCCUCUUUAACCCAGUUCCCACCUUCACAGUCAGUGUCAAAACACAAUGUUUUUAUGCCAUCAACCUUCUGCGAGUCCUCUGCAGGCAAUUCUGACUCAGACCCAGAGGAAAAGAGCAGCGGGUUCCGGCUGAAGCCACCGACACUGAUCCAUGGCCAGGCGCCCAGUGCAGGUUUGCCAAGCCAGAAGCCCAAGGAACAGCAGCGCAGUGUUCUCCGCCCAGCCGUAUUGCAAGCCCCACAGCCAAAAGCACUGUCGCAAUCCAUCCCUAGCAGUGGCACCAAUGGAGUCAGCAUCCCAGCAGACUGCAUGGGGGCAGCAACAUCAUUAUCACCAGAAAACCCUGCACGGAGAAGUCCCUCUGAAUCUGCUGAUGAGGCACAUGCACUUGAGGAGAAAGAGCCCCAGAAAAAUGAGUCUAGCAAUACUUCUGAGGAGGAAAACUGUGAGAAGAAAGAUCAAGUUGCACAGCAAUCCUUUGUAUUUGGGCAGAACUUGAGGGACAGAGUUAAGCUGGUGAAUGAGAAUACCGAUGUAGCUGGCUUGGAGAGUGCCGGACAGCCCAGCUCAGACACGCCAGCUGCCACCAACUACUUUCUCCAGUAUAUCAGUUCCAGUUUAGAGAACACAGCCAACAGUGCCGACGCCUCCAGCAACAAGUUCGUCUUUGGCCAGAACAUGAGCGAGCGUGUUUUGAGUUUCCCCAAGUUAAACGAGGUCAGCUCAGAUGCCAGCAGGGAAAACGCAGCUGCCGAGUCUGGAUCUGAGUCGUCUUCCCAGGAGGCCACCCCUGAGAAAGCUAAUAACAUUGCAGAGUCCCUGGUCGAGUCAGCGGCUGCCUACACCAAGGCCACAGCGCGGAAGUGUUUGUUGGAGAAAGUGGAAGUGAUCACUGGGGAGGAGGCAGAAAGCAACGUGCUACAGACCCAGUGCAAGCUGUUUGUCUUUGACAAGACCUCACAGUCCUGGGUGGAGCGAGGCCGGGGGCUGCUCAGGCUCAACGACAUGGCAUCGACCGACGAUGGGACACUGCAGUCCCGACUUGUGAUGCGGACCCAGGGCAGCCUGAGGCUGAUCCUCAACACCAAGCUGUGGGCCCAGAUGCAGAUGGACAAGGCCAGCGAGAAGAGCAUCCGCAUCACCGCCAUGGAUACUGAGGACCAGGGUGUGAAGGUCUUCCUGAUCUCNGCCAGCUCCAAGGACACAGGCCAGCUGUACGCUGCCCUGCACCACCGCAUCCUGGCCCUUCGCAGCCGUGUGGAGCAGGAACAAGAGGCCAAGAUGCCCGCCCCUGAGCCUGGGGCCGCCCCAUCCCACGAGGAGGACGACAGCGAUGAUGAUGUGCUGGCUCCCUCGGGGGCUGCCGGGGCCGGCGCAGGUGAGGAAGGUGACGGGCAGACGCCUGGGAGCACAUAGCAGCCAGCGCACAGGAGGCUGCUGCUUGGUCGUCUGUCUGCUGCCCGCCCCCUCCCCGCAGGCAGCGGCACCAUGGGCGGAGCCACACCCACCGGGUUGACCACAGUCUGGAUCUGCGUCCGUUGGAAAGCAGACUCACUCGGGAGCUGCCUGGAUGUGGUUUGGGACAUGAGACCUCAUCAUAUUGAUGAGCAAAAAAAAAAAAGAACGUUCCUCCCUGCCCCUCCUCUGAAUGGCACAUUAAGACUUGUCACAGCUUCUCA